UCCAGCCAUCAACAAGAAACAAGCUGACAUCUUCAUUCCUCAGUAUCGCCAACUCUAACCAACUCCAAUAGAACGUGUUGAUUUACUGGUAGUAACAUGUAGGUUAAAAGUAUACGGCGAUUUUCCAGUUUUCCCACCGCUUCGUUAACGUGAAUGAAGCAUCAACCUUCAGGAUUAUUUCACUGGUUAUGCGCAUGGAUUGAAACAUUGGAUUCUACGGAUUUAUCAUUGAAAUAUAAAAAAAUGAUCUGUAACAACUGGACUGAUACUUGAAGAAAUGCUUUGUUUACUUCAGUGUAGCCACCACACACGGAUAGUAGGAAAGAUUAAAAAAUUAUCGGAAGCAAUUAUCGUUCGCUUACAUGUUUAUGGGCAACAGAGACACAUAUGGAGCGUUCACAGUUUCCUACUUGAACAUCCCAUCCUAGUGAUGUACGAACGUAACCGGGUGUAGCCUUGAUCGACGAGUUUAUUCUAGCUGUACAAGAUUCAGGCAGAACAGGAUCUUUGUUUGUAUACACCGUUUGCCUUGCAGAGCGGAGGCUUGGAUACACAAUCUGUUGUCAUAGAAAGUUUCUCACAGGACUACAAGAACAAAAUGGAAACGUUCGAGGCAUAUGACGAGUCUAUGGUCACCGCAGCAAAUUAUCAGUGUAACAUUGUCCAAACCGUGAACAAUCAGGCGCCCAAGGAAGAGAUAGAAGUACGGAGUAGAGAGAAUCAUGACACGUUGACGUUGCAACAGCAACAGACGGAGCAGAUGCAUCAGGUGACGCAGAUCGAGUCGAAUAUCCAACAGAAAGCAAAUACGGUUCGAUUGCCCGCUUUAUUGGAUGGAGAGUACUUCCAGGUGAUCAGGGUGGAAGACACUAACGUUACGGUACGUUGUCAGCAGUGUAUGAAAUUGCUCAACGGCAAUCUGAAGUCCACUGGGAAUUUUCUCAGUCAUGUAAAGCGAUUGCAUCCCUCUUUGAUGACCAAAAUAAGGUGCAAAUCUAGUCAGAGGAAACCCGCGAUAUAUGUCAACUCGACGUUACCUGAUAAAUGCUCCGAAAUAGUGCCGGGAAAGCGUGCAGCGAUACAAAAUAAGAAGCGCUGUAAAACGCAGGAGGAAUGUACGGCCGAAAAGAACGAGUCUUACGAACAACAUGCGGAUUGGAACGACACAUCGUUAAUCCGGGGAUCCGACGAGUCGGAAUCGGCGGAUCCAUCCCUAAGAAUAUCGCAUAAUAAUUCAUUCAUAAUGGAGGACGAGUACGAUGCAAUCGGUCGCAACGUUGCCGCCAAGCUCAGGAAUAUGAGACUGGACCAAAGAAUAAUAGCUGAGAAAUUGUUGAAUGACAUUUUAUUUGAGGCUCAGCUCGGUAAUCUUCACAGAGAUUCGAGUAUUCACGUGUGAGAAUAAUAUGUACAACGGCUUGUGAGUCGAUAUUAUACAGGAUGUAUAAAAAGUACCGGGACGGCGAAAUAUCUCGAAAAUUAAACAUUUUAGGAAAAAGUGUUUCAGAUAAAAGUUGUAGGAUUUCAAAAGAUCUAUUACUGGCGCAAUAAGUUUGACCUUGGGUGGCGUCGCUAAGGUCAGUCAAGGUUACAUCAUAGGUCAAACUCAUUGCGCCAGUAAAUAGAUCUUUUGAAACCCUACAACUUUUACCUGAAACACUUUUUCCUAAAAUGCUUAGUUUUCGAGAUAUUUCGUCGUCCCGGUACUUUUUACACACCCUGUAUAUCUUCUAGUAAAUAUCGUGAAAGAACGAACUCGAUUUGGCGAAAAGCGACGUGAUAUGAUUAAUACAGUUAUCUGAUUAAUUAUAUAACGCGCAUGUUGGUAUGUGUGUGUGCGUAAAGAUUGCGCGCUUAUGGAUGAAUGGACAAUUUUCGUGAAUAAUAUUAGCGUUAUAGCCUUAUUGAAGGACGAAUACUUUAUACUUUUGUGAUAUAUCUUUUAAACUUCUACGUGAUCGUCCCGAGAUCAUUAUAUUUGGAUUUUCAGAUGAAGAUGAAAAGUCUAAUUAUUCCGAUGAUUUCAGAACGAUACACAGUA
Messenger RNA from Mycetomoellerius zeteki, 2041 nucleotides. RefSeq lists its product as uncharacterized. The coding region runs from base 599 to 1399 and encodes 266 amino acids. The record is from RefSeq and is a predicted model, not a curated record. NCBI's taxonomy places the organism in Eukaryota, Metazoa, Arthropoda, Insecta, Hymenoptera, Formicidae. The transcript is spliced from 6 exons.